CACAAACUCAUUACUCGCUGCGAAAUGUCGACUGUUUUCUCCUCACUUCCUGUUGUAGACAUCCACAAUCUCAAAGCUUCGACUUUGGACACUGCCGACCACCAGGCCUUAAGCCGCAAGCUGUACGACGCGCUUUCAACAACCGGGUUUGCCUACAUCAAGAACGCACCGUUGAGCUUCGGCCAAGAUGAAAUUUUUGAGCUUUCGCGCGACUUCUUCGCAUUACCCUUGAGCCAAAAGAUGAAGCUCGCAAAGAAGUCAUUCCGUCAAAGUCACACCAACACUUACAGGGGAUAUUUCCCAACUCAACCGCACCUGACACCAGACAAUCUAAAGGAGGGUUUCGAAAUUGGGAACCCUGCAGCAGAUCACAACAAGGCGACUCCUGCAAAAGCCCAGAAAAUCAAUCUUUCAGAAUCAAAUGUCUGGCCUGAUGCUCAGCUCUUUGCGAAACAAGAGCGACUUGAACAGAUAUACAACGAGCUCCAAAGGCUCGCUGCAAAUUUACUCUCUUUACUUGCGGCCCCGCUUGGAAAAGACCCGAAUUUCUUUUCAUCAUGGAUAGACGACUCACUGAGUACCUUGCGCUUGCUACAUUACCCUCCAGUUGCACAAACAGUCAGCCCCGGAACUAAACACGCAGAGCAAGCGGUACGAUUGAGCUGUACUCCGCACACGGACAGCGGCAUCCUCACCCUGUUGCAUCAAGAUGCUACUGGAGGACUAGAGGUUCUCAAUGCAGCUGGAGAAUGGAUCCCAGCGCCCUACAUCCCUGGCUCAAUUGUGGUGAAUAUAGGAGAUUUGAUGGCUCGUGUCUCAGGAUCCCGGUUCAAGGCGACCAUGCAUCGUGUGCGAGCUCCACUACCAAAUCCGGACGCAGCAGAUGCUCGUUUUGGCCGUUUCAGUAUUCCGUUUUUCUUUGAGCCAGGAGAGGUUUGUUCAGUGUCCAUAGAAGGUGAAGAAGACUCGAUAGUUUACGGCGAUUAUCUCCGGAGAAAGAUGGCGACUUUCGUCGAAUUUCAGGAGGAUAGCGGGUAUGACACAGGCACGACCGAGGAGUAGUACGCGAUAUCGGAGUACAGGGUCUCCCGUGCCAUUACUUGACGGAGGAAGGAGCAGUUCGUUUCUUUUGACUCUUGGGAUCAUCUGGGCAUGGGUCCGUGCUUAAGGUCGUGUUCAAGCUUCGAUGACACCAACAUCAUCAUGCAGUAAUUUAGUCAUCUUCUAGAAAGGCUGAGAAUCCAUCUCUUCUCCCAUCGGCAUUGCGGCGCAUUCCUGAGCCCCAUUGAGCAGGUAUAACCACGUACCGGUCCCAUGGAUGUACUCGCAAAGGGUUGCUGGGCAAAGAUGCAACCGUCCGUGGCCAAGGCCAAGUCGGCCUAUCCGAACCAGACAUGAGCGCUACACCUCCAGUGGCGCCAUGAGCUCUUUCGUUAAUUCGACAGCCGAGCCAAUCUGAUGGAACGGUUAUCAGAUUAGGACCCUAGCAUUGCUCGUAACUCGGUCGGAUCGUACGAAAUCAAAUUUUCUCCAGGCUGAGUACUC
Messenger RNA from Paraphaeosphaeria sporulosa, 1545 nucleotides. RefSeq names its product putative gibberellin 20-oxidase. NCBI's taxonomy places the organism in Eukaryota, Fungi, Ascomycota, Dothideomycetes, Pleosporales, Didymosphaeriaceae. Gene Ontology annotation, molecular function: dioxygenase activity. The coding region runs from base 25 to 1062 and encodes 345 amino acids. The transcript is spliced from 3 exons. The record is from RefSeq and is a predicted model, not a curated record.